Messenger RNA from Plenodomus lingam JN3, 228 nucleotides. The record is from RefSeq and is a predicted model, not a curated record. Lineage: Eukaryota; Fungi; Ascomycota; Dothideomycetes; Pleosporales; Leptosphaeriaceae.
AUGGCAUCGUGGUGUGUACCUCAUGUGAGGAAUACCAUAUGGCAGACUUGUAACUCGACUGCCACAUGGCCAAAUCCACGCCUUGGCUCUGCACUCUCCCCGGGCCCUCGAAGCCCCCCUUUCUGGGGCCCAAGCCAGGCUGCCCACUCCCAAUCUAAAGAAGCAUGGUUUGAUGAUUUGCGUGCAGGACAAUGGAGGAUGAAGAUGAAAAUGAGGUUGACAUCGUAA